Molecule: messenger RNA, 336 nt
Organism: Alternaria arborescens
Lineage: Eukaryota; Fungi; Ascomycota; Dothideomycetes; Pleosporales; Pleosporaceae
Exons: 2
Coding region: 1-336 (111 amino acids)
Source: RefSeq, a predicted model, not a curated record
AUGGCUGCCGCUGUCGACAACUUGGGCGUCUCUGGCCUCCUCAUCCAUCACGCUAGUAUCCUCGCAGUCGAAACUAAAGUAGACCUCCACACCGGCCCACAAUGGGAUGCGCUCGUUGAGGGCCUCGAUACUCUACGCAUCUGCUCUGAACUUUUCUCAAACGCCACUAUCGAUGAUAUGCCCAGAGUGUUCGGAUAUAUCAAGUACAAACUAUCGCCGCAACACCAGGUCACCCUUUUCGUCGUCCUUUCAGCCAUCUUCAAGACGACUGACUGGAUGCGCUUCGAGCGCCAGAUUGUCGAGAAGGAGGGAUUCGAGAUUUCUGCUGUUGUAUAG